Messenger RNA from Puntigrus tetrazona (Sumatra barb), 5698 nucleotides. Its product is annotated as nuclear factor 7, brain-like. Lineage: Eukaryota; Metazoa; Chordata; Actinopteri; Cypriniformes; Cyprinidae. The coding region runs from base 135 to 1472 and encodes 445 amino acids. Gene Ontology annotation, molecular function: protein binding; zinc ion binding. The transcript is spliced from 6 exons. The record is from RefSeq and is a predicted model, not a curated record.
CUUGCCUAAAGCAAAAAGUAAAAGGUUGAAAAGGAAACGAAAACCAUUUCAAUGAGGAUUUUUGAGAAGUCUCGUGGUUAUUCAUAUUUAAAUGCAUCAAUCCGAAAGUGUAAGUUUCAAUUGUUGCAGUAAACAUGGACUCGCAGUUCGCAGAGGAACUUAAUUGCUCCGUGUGUUAUGAAAUCUUCGAGAAUCCUGUUGUUUUAUCGUGCAGUCACAGUUUCUGCAAGGAGUGUGUUCGACAGUUCUGGAGAACCAAGGAAACGCAGGAGUGUCCCGUCUGCAGGAGAAGAUCCUCAAGGGAUGAUCCGCCGACUAAUCUUGUGUUAAAAAACUUGUGUGAGUCGUUCCUGAAAGAGAGAAACAAGAGCCAUUCGUCGGAGCCUGAGGAGAUAUGCGGUCUACACGGUGAGAAACUCAAGCUCUUCUGUCUGGAGGACAAACAGCCGGUGUGUUUAGUGUGCAGAGAUUCACAAGCACACGAUAACCACAAAUUCAGACCAAUCAGUGAAGCAGUUUCAUCAUAUAAGGUGAAAUUAAACACAGCUCUAAAAUCCUUACAAGCGAAACUUGAACACACUGAGAACAUUAAAGCGGAAUUCGAGAAAACAGUUCAACAUAUCGAGUCUCAAGCUGAUCACACAGAGCAUCAGAUCAAACAGCAGUUUGAGGAGCUUCAUCGGUUUCUCAGAGAUGAAGAAGAAGUUACGAUCACUGCACUGAGGGAGGAAGAGGAGCAGAAGAAGAAGACGAUGAAGGAGAAGCUGGAGGAGAUCGACAGACACAUCUCAGCUCUUUCAGACACAAUCAAAGACACGGAGGAGAUGAUGAAAGACAACGACGUCUGCUUUCUGAAGAAGUUUCCGGUCUCGAUGGAAAGAGUCCAGAUCUCCUCACAGCCGGAUCCACAGACACCUUCUGGAGCUUUGAUUCAUGUGCCACGAUACUUGGGCAACCUGUCCUUCAGAGUCUGGAAGAAGAUGUGGACCACGAUCCACUUUACUCCUGUGAUUCUGGACCCAAACACGGCUCAUCCGUGUCUCGUCCUGUCUGAAGAUCUGACCGGUAUUAGAGACCGAUGGAACAAACAACCUCUUCCCGAUAAUACUGAGAGAUUUGGCCGCUUUUCCUGUGUUCUGGGUUCGGAGGGCUUUCAUUCAGGAAAACACAGCUGGCACGUGGACGUUGGAGGGAAUUCGUACUGGAUUCUCGGAGUAACUGCGGCGUCGAACCAAAGAAAGGGCCGUGGGUUCUUCGACGCCGAUGUGUGGAGCGUGCAGUACGGACUGCACAAAUGCUCUGGUUUUCCCGUUAAGCAGAAGCUUACGCGUGUGAGAGUGCAUCUGGACUACGACGGAGGAACUGUGUCUUUCACACAUAUACACACGUUCACAACCACCUUCGCUGACGCUGUCUUUCCCUUCUUCGAAACCGCUUCUUCUCUGAGGAUCCUGCCGUUCAAAAUUAAGUAGAUGUUGCGUCUGGUUAUUCCUGCUUGCAUCUUUCGCAUCUCUGGAUCAGCAGGCUUCUUACACGGAUUAUAACUCUUCCUAUCGUCCAUCGGUUGACGUUGAUAUUUCAGCAUACAGCAGCAGACGUUUUCUCAUUACGAUUUCUGACCUCUGACCAUCCAUUUUCACCACUGUAUCUACAAUAUAGUGUCCUUCAAAUAAAUCUAGGGUGAUCGGAUGGCUUACGUUAGCAAACAGCAGCAGUGUUAGUAUCUGCGACCCGUAUUAACCUUUAACAACCAAGACAGAUGCAAGUUUGAAUUGAAUGUUUCCACCUAGAUGGCACAGUCAGUUAAUAGUUAAUGCAUUCCAGUCCUGUCAUUGUUUAAUGGGUUUUGCAAUACUGUAAGAUCACACAGAAUUGACACAGUUUGCAGAAUCGACGUUGUAUAAGAUAUAUGUUUUGUUCCAACAUUGCAUUAACAUUACGACGUGCAUGAUAUGAGCACGUGGGGAUAUAAUCGAUCUAGAUAUUCGGUUCACCUGCGCCGUCGAAGACACCCACAGUGAGGGAAAACAGCGUCUUCCAUAAAAUCGCUGAAACCAGGUGCAGUUAUUGUUCGAUUUCUAUGUUGUGAAUGCAGAUAUAAGUCUUAUCCAUCGGCCGUCUUACGCUUGCUGUCGCUUUUAACUGGAUCGAGUAAGUAACUGCGAAAUGUAUGCUUAGAAUUCUUCAUCUUCACUAAAGUUCACAAGGAUAAAAAAUAAACAUAAAAAAAAGCAAAGAGACUAGAAUAUAUUUGCAUUCGUAGUUUACGCGUGCACGCUAACCUUUUAAAGACCACUAGAUGUCGCUGUCGGACAAUUACUCUGAGCUGCCAAAGUACACAUGCACAGUACAAUGCUCAAAUUUAAUUUAAUUUAAUUUAAUUUAAUUUAAUUUAAUUUAAUUUAAUUUCAGAGUUUUUAAUUAUACAUGCAGCUUUUAAUGCUCACUUGAAACCCUUAAAUUAAAUUCAGCAUAAUUAACAAUACAUUUAGCUCGCAAUGUUAAAUUAAAUUACAGUCAAUUUAGAGUUAUUAAUUAUACAUACAGCUUUCGGCGCUCACCUGAAAUUAAAUUCAGCGCAUUUCCAGCAUCUAAAACCUGUUUUAUGUCACAAUGCAUCUUUAUUUCUACAAGCAAAAACAAACAGAAAGUCAAACAGACGUUACAUGUUCGGGUGCACGGAAAGACAGCUGUUUACAUGCAACAAGUUUUCUGCUUUUUCGUUACGUAGGCUCGGUUGCAAUAUAGUAAGUGCGGUAAACAAACGUUUAAUUGUUAACUCGUUUGCAUGCUUGAAUACAUUUUAUUUGGGGAAAACGGUGGCAUUUGAUCUGUUUUAUCUUGUUGAGAGUGAAACAGAAAGGAUUCGUUCUUGUUGUUUUUCAGUUCGGGAUUAAAAGCAUGCUUUCUUUUCAUUUGAAGCGCUCUCACCUCUUGUCGCAGUCAAUAAUUAAGUUCUUUUUGCCUCUCUCAGGCUCUGUAUUAAACUCCUCCAGCCUUUCGCAGCAGUCAUUUUCCAUAACAGUUUAACCACGUGUAUGCAGACAUUAAUGCACCUGCCAAACAGUGCAGGACAAAACGCAGUGGGAUUAUUGCCUGAGAGGGGAAAAUUAUUUCCAGGAAGUGCCGUGGCUCUCGAUGGACAUGUUUACUGAUGUAUGACCUCCUGGUAUUUGCCGCUAAUUUGCCAUUAAUGGGUUCAAGCUCUGCUUGGAAAUUAGCAAAGUUUUCUCGGAACGAUUUCCAUAAACAGUCUCCAGACUACUUUGAUCUUUUGCUUUGAUUACUGGAGUCAUAGAGGCAAGCAUCGGACUCUCUAUACAAUGCUUACACACAUAUACGGCCUUCUGACCUUUAGGUAAAGUUCACCGUGAAUCCGUCAGCUUGAGAAUGAACGGCAAAUGUGAUUUUGGGAAAGGCCAGUUGUUAAAUGGCUCAGCCGCUUUCCUGGUUCAAUCUAUUCAGCAAAUGCAAUUUGCUAACAGCUUCCCAAAAUAGCCAACAAUCCCAUUUCUUUUCGAAUUAAACGAAGGGAGGGUAAAAUGUCUUAUUCGCUGAAUGGCGCUCGAAAUUGCAUUAUCAGUGGGGCUGUCCGCUAAACACCUUGCUAAAUUAGUCGUUUAAAUACAACCGGAUUUAAAGGAGACCGGGCAACUAUUUUCACUCCCAUAUAUCCGCCUUUGUGUGCGAAAGGGUUCGGGUAACAAAGCACCGUUUUUCUCUCGCAGGGCGUUUCCUUGUCUACUUGAAAAAGUAGAUUUUUCCUAAAGAGAGGCUUGAAAGAACAGUUCUAGUGGUAAUGGCCAAAAAUUAAAAUUUGCUGAAAAUGACAUCCGAGAUACAAAUGUGUUUAUUCACAGAAACAGGUUUGAAGAAACGUAGCAUUUCGCAACUUGCUCCCCGAAGGAGCGAGCGGUGAAUGGGUGCCGUCGGGAAAGAGAGCAGAUAGAAACGAGUCCAUAAGAACACGGCCCUUUCUCUUCCGUGUCUUGUGAAGAGAAAAGCUGCUUGUAUGUGAGUGACAAAACUCUUUCUGACGGCACCCAUUCACUGCAAAGGAUCCAUUGCCGAGCAAGUGACGGAAAGCUGUAUUUCUCUAAAUCUGGUAAAGAAGCAAAUUCAUCAGGAGCGCAUUUUCAGAAGGCUAUUUCUUUAAUUUUAUACUCACAUCCGCCGUAUUGUUGAUAGAUUGAGUAUAAUGUCACACCCCAUCGUGCAAUAACAAUAUAUUUACUAGUUACCAUCCUAGUACAACCCUAUCUUAAUCUACUCCUACACUCUUAAAAAUAAAGUAGUUUCACAAUGCCAUAGAAGGACCUCUUUUUUCUAAUUAGUUCAGUAAAGAAACCUUAACAUUUAAGCUGCGCAAAAAGUUCUUUGUGGAUAAAGAAAGGUCUUCAGAUUAUUAAAAGGUAAGAAAGAGGCGGUCCUUUGGCUGAACGGUGUUUUUACGUAUGUGUGUUUUUAUUCUCGUCUUCUUUUUUUAUUGCCUGUGUGCUGUUGCAAGCGUACUUGGCAGUAAAGCGCUUUCUCACCCAUUUAUUCAUUUUGCGGUAGGUUACUGUAUGCGAACGACGCAGCCUCUCUGUUUUGCUUCGCUCAUCAGCGCUUAAUUCGCAGAUUAUGUCACCGCAUGACUAACCCACAACAACACCUCACGCAGAGAUUGUGUAAAAGGAAAAAGUACCGUAAUCAGUGUCCGGUGGGCCUAGAUGCGUCAUUUUGAUUUUCGAACUGAAACUGAACAGGGGAUCCAUAAUUCCCAGCGUGCGUUGAAUACGACUUAAUGCGGAGAGUCAAUGUUGCAUCUAAUUCAACGCUGAAUUUAAAUGUUAUUUGAUGUGUUUUUGAGACACCGAACAGCAUGACCUUUUCUAAUUUAAUCAUAAGGAAAUGACUAUUUGGUAUGCUGCUGUGUGUCGUUAGUUAGCAGGCUAGUGAGGGUUACGUAAAAAUGAACAUAACAACGAUGCACACGCACGGAAUCACCAAUUUGGUCGGUAUUUCAUUACAUUAAAUGUGUGGUAACAAAUCUAAUUGAUUCACUAAAGACUGAGACGAACAAUGACGUAAAUAUAUCAAUUUCAAACCCUUCGGUGAAUGCCGGGCGGUGUCCUCUGCUUUGACAUUAAGCGUUUGCAUACGGCGUUUGAAUAUUUAGAAAAAGGACACUUGCAACCUCCUGCACCCUGAGAGAUGGGUUGUCAGUAAACAACAUCAACAUACGGGCAGAGACGGCAAAAUUGAAAAAGAAGGGGGUAUGUUGACAAAGAGAUAAAGAGUGGAACGACACUGUGAUGAAACUGGUUUGUCAAGGCUGUGGCUAGUGGCAAAUGAGUGACUGAACUCAAAACAAACACUGGAAUGCAUAUGACCUGAAAAAACGAACGGCCAGAACCUGUUGAUGAUGUGUCAACAAUAAACAGUGAUUUUGAGGAUUGCUUUCGGGCCUGCUCGAACAUUUUAUGAGCGAGAAGAAAUGAAAGGGUAAAAGGUGCACUCGUAAAGACGGUACGAUCUAUAGGUUUGAAGGAAUUCGCUCGCAUGCCGGCAAGGGCACAGUAUUUAUAGAGUCCAAAGUGCAACAGUAACUAUUUAAUAGAAUUUUUUCCCAUUUGUUGAAGCUUCUGACUUAAUCGUAAUGUUUCAGAAAAGCAGUGAAAGGGAUUUGGUACCUGGGUGCCGUCAGAAUGAGAGU